UUCCCAUAACAGGAUGCCCUUCUAGGGUCAUUCAUGCUAGUCUAUUUGGAGGCAUCAAGUCCUCUGAGCAACAGGAGAGCGGAGAUGCCCUCCCUUCCUUUCUUUCUCUUUCCUUCCUUCUGGGGAACCUGCCUCACCUGUUUGGGCCCGUCCCUCCCUGCCUUGUGGGCCAGGCGUGUCCGAAGAGCCCUUCCUCUUCCCUCUUCUCUCACAGCCUCUCACUUUGCCCAGGAGAGCGAGCGGCCAGUGAGCGGGAUCCCUGCUGAAGAAGGAGGCAAAAUGGAGGUUUUGGUCCUAGCAGACUUUGAGGGCCAGCUGGGCGAUGAGCUGAAGAUCACAGCCGGAGAGAUCAUCCGCAAGGUCCACCCAGGGCCAGAGGAGGGCUGGCUGCAGGGCGAACUGGGCGGCCAGGUGGGCCUCUUCCCCCAGCAGUUUGUGCAGGAAAUCCCAGCCAGCCUCCGGUCAGAUGGCACCCAGAGAUUCCCACGAUCGCUCCGCAGUGCCAAUGCUGCAAAAAAGAAAGCCACGGCAAAGCAGCGCUGGUGCCGGGUCGUUUUCCCUUAUGUCCCGACGAAGGAAGACGAGCUGGAGCUUAGCACUGGGGACCUGGUGCAAAUCCUGGAGGAGAUUGAAGAUGGCUGGUGGCUGGGGAAGAAGCGAGGACAACUGGGAGUUUUUCCCUCCAACUUCGUGCAAGAGCUGAGCGACCCAUCACUAGACACCCCUUUUCUGGAGCCCAAAGGAGGUGCAGCCAAACAGCGGCCCAAAAUGACCAACGAAACCUUUGUCCACGAUGAGUCCGAGAAGAUAGAGAAACCAGUAACUUCUCCUCCAGAACCAGAGACCCCCAAAGUCCGGACCCCGCAGGAACCACCCUCAAGCAACGAUACGCCCCGCUACUGUCGGGCCAUGUUUGACUUUGAACCGGAGCACGAAGACGAGCUGCUCCUCCGCAAAGGGGACCUGAUUCUCUUGCUGAACAAGGAAACCGUGGAUUUGGGUUGGUGGGAAGGAGAGAGCCGGGGCAAGAAGGGCCUCUUCCCGGACAACUUUGUCAUGCCGCUGACCAACCUGGAUCCUGGGAUCAAAAGUAAAGUGCCAACGCGAAAGAAGGAGGCCGACAAAGCAACCAAAGGAGCCAAAAAGCCCUGCCAAGGCAACAAGGUGGAGAUGAGACCCUUUGGAGACCUCCUCAAAGACUCCAAGGAGCAGAAGAAGAUGGAGACCCCCAAAACGAGUUCCUUCCCAGCCAAGAAGGCGGCCCCUCCGCCACCACCCGUUCCGGCCAAGGCCAAGCCGGCCCCCACAGCACCCCAAAAGUACUCCAAUGGCCCCGUUUCCUUCCCUGCCACCCCUGCGGUGAAGGCCAAAGCCAAAGGGACAGAAACCGACACUUUGGACGCGGUUGUGACUCCUGGGGUCAAACUGACCCAUCCCACGGCCAACCGCCCCAAGAUGCCCGGCAAGAGGCCACCCAACCAGCUGGUUGAGAAAGGGCCUGUUCACCCCUCGAACCCGGCAGAAAACCCCCAAAACCCUGAACAGCAGUCUCCCCAUCCAAUGUCUGAAAAAACCACAAAUGAAGAAUCAUUGACAUCUGUGGACGACUUCAAGGCCGAACUCCGGACACUGAGGGGCCUCAUGGACCUGAUGCAAACCCAGCAUCGGAAAGAAAUUGAAGAGUUGAAGGCGGAAAUGAGCCGUGAACAGGCCAAGAGGGAAGCUCUGCAGGUCGACAUUGAGCACCUGAGGCAAGCGCUGGCCAUUCCUAGACGGGGUGGACCAGACCCCAAAAAGCUCAGCCCCACUCUGAACCUGGAUCUGGCGGAUCCCCAGGGCUCUCCGUUCACUUUGGAUGCAUUCAUGAUUCCCACCAAGGACUGACCCAGUUGGGCGAAGAUGCCUUCAUUUGCUGGACCACGUUGGAUUGUUCAUUGGAUCUGAGGAGCAGCAAGAAGAUCAUGUAAUCCAUGGACAUCCAAGGCCAAUGGUGCUUUCUUGGGUCCUUCAGGCACCACAAAUGGAAAGAUCCUUCCUCUAAGUCCUCUUUGGACUCCGUUCUCAAGUCUCCAUGGCAUCUGGACUAAGGCUGAGAUGGGAAAAAGACCAUCACAGGAAGCUGGGGAGAUACAUCUCCAUGUUAAGCUUCUGCAGCUCCUCCCCAUUGGAAACUCUUGGACAGAAACCCAUUGUUAGCCCCAUGAAAUGAAUAGAAUUUACCCAUCUUGAUACACUAAUCAAGAUGAUUCAGAUCCCAAAAAACCAAGGUUUCCUUAAGAAGGAUCCUUGCAGAAGAACAUACUAGACCAGGUGAGGAGCUCAGCUUAGCUCCUGCAACACCUCCAAUGGGAAGACCCAUUUAGCCCACUGACUGCAUUGAAUAUUCCUAUGUGUGGAGUGGGUCUACUCGAAUUAAUCCUAUCUAGAUCUCAAAAUCCAAGGUUUCCUUAAGGAGGAUCCUUGCAGAACAACAUGAGAAGCCGGGGAGACAUAUCACCAUCUUAAGCUCAGCUUAACUCAUGCAGCACCUUCCAAUAUGAAACCUUUGGCCAGAGACCCAUUGUUAGUCCUCACUUGAGUGCGUCCAUAGAAUGCAUUGCAUUUGGUUGUGUUUUAGUUCAGUGGAUCUAAUCAAUACAAUUCCAGGUCUGCUUACAGGAGGAUCCUUAUGGAACGAUGACCCACUUUCUUUGCAAGAAGCAAGUUCAUUCUAACUUCUCUCUUUUACAAUCUCGCAACCAAGUCACUCAUUCUUUUAACUCAUUUUUUUAAGGUGACGCUUUGUAACUUAAAAAUAAAAAACCCAAUAUUUUUA
Messenger RNA from Anolis carolinensis (green anole), 2815 nucleotides. It is a transcript of the gene mnmip1, whose product is annotated as SH3 domain containing 21. Bases 34 to 1884 code for a protein of 616 amino acids. NCBI's taxonomy places the organism in Eukaryota, Metazoa, Chordata, Lepidosauria, Squamata, Anolidae. The record is from RefSeq and is a predicted model, not a curated record. Gene Ontology annotation, molecular function: protein binding. The transcript has 18 exons. Gene Ontology annotation, biological process: actin filament organization; cell migration.